GUGGGCACAGGUGGGUGGCACUGGUGGGCACAGGUGGGUGGCGCUGGUGGGCACAGGUGGGUGGGCACAGGUGGGUGGCACUGCUGGGCACAUGUAGGUGGCACUGCUGGGCACAGGUGGGGGCACUGCUGGGCACAGGUGGGGGCACUGCUGGGCACAGCUGAUCGGAACUUGCGGGGGUCACUGCUGGGCACCGAUCAUCAGGGCACUGAUCAUCAGUGCCCUGAUGAUCGGUGCCGAUCCCCGCUCUGACAACUGCCGGUUCUCGGCAGUACUUUCCUCACGAUCUGACAGCGUGAGGAAAGUGCAGCCGAGAACCGGCACUUGCAU
This is a messenger RNA of Staurois parvus, 330 nucleotides long. Lineage: Eukaryota; Metazoa; Chordata; Amphibia; Anura; Ranidae. The record is from the annotation of a GenBank genome assembly.